Molecule: messenger RNA, 741 nt
Organism: Sphenostylis stenocarpa
Lineage: Eukaryota; Viridiplantae; Streptophyta; Magnoliopsida; Fabales; Fabaceae
Source: the annotation of a GenBank genome assembly
AUGGAAGAGCAAGGGAGCAAUAGAGAACUGGCUCCCUUCAACUUGGGUAUAUCUGAUCUAAAGUUGGUGAAUCUUCCUAACCUCAACUUCAUAUGGGAAGGCCCCACUGUUUAUCUUAGCCUCCAAAAGCUUGGUUCUAUUUGUGUUAAUGGAUGUCCAAAAUUGAAAAUCAUCUUUUCCACCACCAUUGUUAGAAGUUUACCAAUGUUGACCAGUCUGGUGAUAACUAACUCUGGUGAAUUGGCACAAAUAUUUGAUAUAGUGGAUGCACAAGAACUCAAAAGCCUUUCCUGUUUACAACAAGUGUGCUUCCCAAGUCUCUCAACUAUUUCCAUUAAAAAGUGCAAUAAGUUGGAAUGGCUUUUUUAUGAUCUCUCUGCUACUCAUUUUACUCAUCUGACCAAAUUGGAAAUAGAAGAGUGCUCUCAAUUACACAAGGUUUUUGCUUUUGAACAUGAAGCUGAUGGUGGUGGUGAAGAAGGAACGGGUAAGGUUGAAGAACAGGUACUACAGAAAUUGAGAGAUAUAAGACUCAAAAAUUUGCCAAAAUUCAAAGAGAUUCACCACGGAUUUAAGUUAGAAGAUGAUGUUGAACAAACCCUAGAGGAUUGUCCUAAAUAUUCUCCAAGUUUAUAUCUACAUUCAGGGCUUCUCGAUCCAGAUAACACGGCUCCUGAUUGGCACCUGUGCUUUGCUCUUGACAGGUCAGGGAACGUUAAGUUUCUUCCCGAUGUAGUGUAG